This is a messenger RNA of Actinia tenebrosa (Australian red waratah sea anemone), 2056 nucleotides long. Its product is annotated as basement membrane-specific heparan sulfate proteoglycan core protein. The record is from RefSeq and is a predicted model, not a curated record. Gene Ontology annotation, cellular component: cell-cell junction; plasma membrane. Gene Ontology annotation, molecular function: cell adhesion molecule binding. Lineage: Eukaryota; Metazoa; Cnidaria; Anthozoa; Actiniaria; Actiniidae. Gene Ontology annotation, biological process: cell-cell adhesion.
UCUGGCCGCGAUAUUUACUUCCUCACUCAGACAAACAUAUCGAUGAGAGGCUAUUUAUGUCGUUAACAAGAAGCUCCGCUUUUCCCUUCUCCCUUUUAUAUAUUUCAUUUGGCUUUCCGGAUUAAUGAAAUGAGGUUUUGGGCUGAUUAUCUUUUUGUUCUCGGGAUUCUUCAAACAUCAAGUUUCUUUAGCUUUAACACCAAGGUAAAUUAUACUUUCAUGGAAACCACCACUUCGGAAGCUCAAUGAACGCCUCGGUUUGAAAAUACCGUGGAGACAGUCUGAUUGUAUUGAAAAGUUUUGAUGCUUCAGUUAGUUUUAUGGAAGGCAGGACAGCUUAUCUAAAUUGGAACGCUAAUUUCUCCGAAGUCGGCGAGACGUGGUUCCGCGUCAAGAUCGAGAGAGCCAAAGAUACCACUGUGAAUUCGCCGAAAGAAGUUGUUGUUAAAAAGUUUGUCCAAUCUGGCACCGUCAAAGAAACGGUAUACCUUACGUCUAGAGCUGCAGACAUUGCUCUAAAUAUCAGUUCAAUGUCAAGUAAUGUAAGCAUUACAUUUCUACUGAGAAACKUGAACCCMACUACCGAUGAUAUGUACUACAUCUGUACCGUUUCAUCUAAUACUGGAAAUACCGAAUUCAAGUCUGUUUGGCUACUCAUUUUAGUUCCUUCGUCGUGUAAAAUAUAUCCUGGUAAAAAUAUAACAGUUAAUGAAACAGACAACGUGUCACUAAACGUCACCACCACAGGAAACCCGCCUGUUUAUGAGUACAUCUGGACUCAUCCUAAUGGAAGUAGGCUGACCGCCAAUAGCAGACUGACAUUUACUGCCUCAAGACAAGAUACUGGGACAUACAAGGUGUCUGUGUAUAAUGGUGUUGGUGAUAGGAGUAUUUGCAAACGCCACAUCACUGUACAAUUUCCUUCAUCGCGUAUCAUACAUCCUGAUGCAACAACAGUUAAGGAAACAGACAAGGUCUUGCUAAACGUCACCACCACAGGAUACCCACCUGUUUAUGAGUACAUCUGGACUCAUCCUAAUGGACGUAGACUGACCGCCAAUAGCACACUGACAUUUACUGCCUCAAGACAAGAUACUGGAACAUACAAGGUUUCUGUGUAUAAUGGUGUUGGUGAUCCGGGUAUUUGCACAAGUAACGUCACUGUACAAUAUCCUCCGGUGGCUGUGACUUCGAAGUUAGUCAUAAUUGAAAACUACCAAAACGGAUCAAUACAUUGCUCUGCUCCAGGCGAGCCUGAACCGACCUUUUCUUGGACGUCCACCACAAACAGAACACUGCUGACCAAAGACAAUAGAAGAACAGUGGUGUUGAUUAACGCAACACUAGAAGAUACAGGAAACUAUACUUGUACUGCUAAAAAUAGUUUGGGUGAUUCCAGUAGCACCUCGAGUGUAAUAGUUGCAUAUCCUGUUGGUUGUACCAUAUAUCCAGAUUUGCCAAAUGUUAUCGUAAAUAAAAGUGGGUUAGUUAAUUUGACAUGCGUUGGAAAAGGACAACCGCCAGUGAAUGAGUUUUUUUGGACCUAUCCUAAUGGCAAUACAUAUCCUGGUACUUCAGUCCUUCAGUACAGGGCUUCCAGGACGGACAUAAAAAUUUACCACUGUUUGGUUCGAAAUAGCUUAGAACGUUCUUGAAAUUGUACACGCAAGGUCACCGUGCAUUGUAAGUCGUAAGAAGGAUAUUUGACACUAACCGUUGAAUUGCCAUGCCAUUGAUCCCUGUUUUUUUAAAGAAAAAAUAAACUUAGAGGAAACUUAAAUCAGUCCACAAUCCUGUCGAUCUGCCUGCCCGCUUUGAUCGUGAUUAACCCGACCGUACGAGUUAAGUAGUGAGUGAAUAGUGACCCUAAGAUCAUCUUAUAGUUAUAGUACUCAAGUACAACGUCAUCAGUAUACCAGUAUAUCGAUAACAUCGGUAUUAGCCCAUGAGUAUCCAUGCAUAAGAACAACAAUGCAUAUCAUCGUUUAUUUUAUUUUUUAUUUAAUUCAUUAACACUAGCGGUUUAUUAUUGAUAUAAACUGUAUGUACAUUCUUU